CGUGCUAGCUAGCUUUCAAUUAUUCUCACAGAAACUUACAAUAAUUGUAGCUAGUACGAGAGAGAGGAGAGAUUAAAUUAAACUAAACUAAAUUAAAUAAUUAACCAUGUCUUUCAGCGGAACCCAACAGAAAUGCAAGACUUGCGAUAAAACUGUUCAUUUGGUUGAUACAUUAUCUGCUGAUGGUAAUGUUUAUCACAAAAACUGCUUCAGAUGUCAUCAAUGCAAUGGCCUUCUUGCGAUGAGCAGCUAUACAUCAAAUGAAGGAAUUUUGUAUUGCAAGACUCAUGCUGAGCAGCUUUUAAAGGAUUCUGCACUCAAGAAAUCCCCGUCAGGAAAGCCCAGCGAAUUGCCUAGGGCCCCAAGCAAACUUUCUGCUUUCUUCUCAGGGACUCAAGAAAAAUGUUCAUCAUGCAAGAAAACUGUAUAUCCAUUGGAAAAGUUGACAGUGGAAGGUGAGUUUUACCACAAAUCAUGCUUUAGGUGUACACAUGCAGGAUGUUUUCUGAGCCCUUCAUCGUAUGCUGCUCUUGACGGAUACAUAUACUGCAAGCCGCACUUUUCUCAACUGUUUAAGGCUAAAGGUAGCUAUAGUUAUCUCUCCAAACAAGCUUCAUUGAAGAAAAGCGAAGAAGCGUUGCAACAGGCUGCAGAAGAGAAAUCUGGCGAUAAUUCAGAAGCAGCAUCCGAUGCAGAAACAAAGGAAGAACAACAAGAUCCUGCUGAUGUGACAGAAGAGGUGUAGUAGGCUGAUAAUUCAACAAGGUUGCAUCUUUGUAUGGUAUCUUUCGGUAUGGUGUUGGUCGGACCCACGUUUUGAUUGGGUGGUUCUUGUGGCUGUAUCAUUUGGGAGGAUUGCCCUGCAAAGGUGCUAUCAUGUGUUUCAUUCUUUGAUUAAUUUGUUUGUGAAAAGAUAUUAGAUAAUGAUAAAUAAUGUUAUGUUCUUUUGGGGGGCAUGUUAUGUUAUGUAAUAGAUGUGUUUUAGGAAUAAUAGUCUAUGA
Messenger RNA from Lathyrus oleraceus (garden pea), 1001 nucleotides. RefSeq names its product LIM domain-containing protein WLIM2b. The coding region runs from base 107 to 745 and encodes 212 amino acids. The transcript has 5 exons. NCBI's taxonomy places the organism in Eukaryota, Viridiplantae, Streptophyta, Magnoliopsida, Fabales, Fabaceae. The record is from RefSeq and is a predicted model, not a curated record.